This is a messenger RNA of Myotis brandtii (Brandt's bat), 2577 nucleotides long. RefSeq names its product ArfGAP with coiled-coil, ankyrin repeat and PH domains 2 (gene ACAP2). The record is from RefSeq and is a predicted model, not a curated record. The transcript is spliced from 25 exons. Gene Ontology annotation, molecular function: protein binding; GTPase activator activity. NCBI's taxonomy places the organism in Eukaryota, Metazoa, Chordata, Mammalia, Chiroptera, Vespertilionidae. Gene Ontology annotation, cellular component: endosome membrane; cytoplasm. Bases 16 to 2502 code for a protein of 828 amino acids.
AUAGGUGAUGAUGUAAUGUGUCAUUUCUAUCAGGAAUCCCAUGAAGUUUGUCUUCCUGUUGACAAUGCAAAGUUCGAUCACUGUUGCUAUAGAGCUGCUUUAGAAGAAGUAGAAGGAGAUGUGGCAGAAUUGGAACUAAAACUUGAUAAGCUUGUGAAGCUUUGUAUUGUGAUGAUUGACACUGGAAAAGCCUUUUGUGCUGCAAAUAAACAGUUUAUGAAUGGGAUUCGAGACCUGGCACAAUAUUCUAGUAAUGAUGCUGUAGUUGAGACAAGUUUGACCAAGUUUUCUGACAGCCUUCAAGAAAUGAUAAAUUUUCAUACAAUCCUAUUUGACCAAACUCAGAGAUCAAUUAAGGCACAGCUUCAGAACUUUGUUAAAGAAGAUCUUAGAAAAUUCAAAGAUGCCAAGAAGCAAUUUGAAAAAGUCAGUGAAGAGAAAGAAAAUGCACUAGUAAAAAAUGCUCAAGUACAGAGAAACAAACAGCACGAAGUUGAAGAAGCCACAAACAUUCUGACAGCAACAAGAAAAUGUUUUCGACACAUAGCCCUCGACUACGUUCUUCAGAUUAAUGUCCUUCAAUCAAAAAGGAGAUCAGAAAUCCUAAAAUCAAUGUUAUCCUUUAUGUAUGCCCACUUGGCCUUCUUUCAUCAAGGAUAUGAUCUAUUUAGUGAACUUGGGCCCUACAUGAAGGACCUUGGUGCACAGUUGGAUCGACUGGUUGUGGAUGCAGCAAAAGAGAAAAGAGAGAUGGAGCAAAAACAUUCCACCAUUCAACAAAAGGAUUUCUCCAGUGAUGAUUCUAAGUUAGAAUAUAAUGUAGAUGCUGCAAAUGGCAUUGUUAUGGAAGGAUAUCUGUUCAAACGAGCCAGCAAUGCCUUCAAAACUUGGAACAGGAAAAAGCCCGAUCAUAUCAGACGCUGGUUUUCAAUACAGAACAAUCAGUUGGUUUACCAGAAAAAGUUUAAGGAUAACCCCACUGUGGUAGUGGAAGAUCUAAGGCUUUGCACAGUGAAACAUUGUGAAGACAUAGAACGGCGAUUCUGCUUUGAGGUGGUCUCUCCAACCAAAAGUUGUAUGCUUCAGGCAGAUUCUGAAAAGCUGCGCCAGGCAUGGAUUAAGGCUGUUCAGACCAGUAUUGCUACUGCUUAUAGAGAGAAGGGUGAUGAAUCAGAGAAGCUGGAUAAGAAAUCAUCUCCAUCCACAGGAAGCCUGGAUUCUGGAAAUGAGUCAAAAGAUAAAUUAUUGAAAGGGGAAAGUGCACUGCAGCGAGUCCAGUGUAUCCCUGGCAAUGCCAGCUGCUGUGACUGUGGCCUGGCAGACCCACGGUGGGCCAGCAUCAACCUGGGCAUCACCCUGUGUAUCGAGUGUUCUGGAAUUCACCGGAGUCUUGGAGUUCAUUUUUCAAAAGUACGUUCUUUAACUUUAGACACGUGGGAGCCUGAACUUUUAAAGCUAAUGUGUGAGCUGGGGAAUGAUGUUAUAAAUCGAGUUUAUGAGGCUAAAGUAGAAAAAAUGGGAAUAAAGAAACCACAACCAGGACAAAGACAGGAGAAAGAGGCAUAUAUCAAAGCAAAAUAUGUGGAGAGGAAAUUUGUGGAUAAAUGUUCUAUAUCAUCAUCACCUCCUGAUCAGGAAAAAAAGAUGAUCUCCAAAAGUUGUGAAGAAAAGAGGCUAAGCAUUCCUAAAUUUGGGCCAGGUGACCAAGUUAGAGCAUCUCCCCAAAGUUCAGUGGUUGCUGUAAAUAGCGACGAGGCCAGGCGGGAGUCUCUGUUCUGUCCUGAUGAGCUAGAUUCACUCUUCUCCUACUUUGAUACUUCUUCAAAACUACGUAGUAUCAAAAGUAAUGACAGUGGAAUCCAGCAGAGCUCUGAUGAUGGAAGAGAAUCUUUACCCUCUACAGUGUCAGCCAAUAGUUUAUAUGAGCCUGAGGGAGAAAGGCAAGAUUCUUCUGUGUUUCUUGAUUCUCAACAUCUUAAUCCAGGACUCCAGCUUUAUAGGGCUUCAUAUGAAAAAAAUCUUCCUAAAAUGGCUGAGGCUUUGGCUCAUGGUGCAGAUGUGAACUGGGCUAAUUCAGAGGAAAACAAAGCAACACCACUCAUUCAGGCCGUAUUAGGGGGCUCUUUGGUGACGUGCGAGUUUCUCCUACAGAAUGGUGCUAAUGUAAACCAAAGAGAUGUACAAGGGCGGGGACCACUGCACCAUGCCACCGUCUUAGGGCACACCGGGCAGGUAUGUUUAUUCCUAAAACGAGGUGCCAAUCAACAUGCCACUGAUGAAGAAGGGAAAGACCCGUUAACUAUAGCUGUGGAAGCAGCCAAUGCUGAUAUAGUGACCUUGUUACGUUUAGCAAGAAUGAAUGAAGAGAUGCGGGAGUCAGAAGGACUUUAUGGACAGCCAGGUGAUGAAACUUAUCAGGACAUUUUUCGUGAUUUUUCUCAGAUGGCAUCCAAUAAUCCAGAAAAACUAAAUCGUUUCCAGCAAGAUUCACAGAAAUUCUGAUUAUUUUUUUUUUUUAAGAAGGGGAGAAUACUAAAUCUGGUGACUUCCUAAUGUAUAGAUUUGAAAACUCACACA